This is a messenger RNA of Aureobasidium namibiae CBS 147.97, 5430 nucleotides long. RefSeq lists its product as uncharacterized. Gene Ontology annotation, biological process: protein polyubiquitination; proteasome-mediated ubiquitin-dependent protein catabolic process. The transcript has 3 exons. Gene Ontology annotation, cellular component: nuclear speck. The coding region runs from base 1 to 5430 and encodes 1809 amino acids. The record is from RefSeq and is a predicted model, not a curated record. NCBI's taxonomy places the organism in Eukaryota, Fungi, Ascomycota, Dothideomycetes, Dothideales, Saccotheciaceae. Gene Ontology annotation, molecular function: ubiquitin protein ligase activity.
AUGCCACCCAGAGUAACUCGCUCUUCAGCGAGACUUGCCGCUCCGGCCCCCCCUACCACCGACCCUUCUACUCAGACCACUCCUGCCAAUUCUUUCCAACCUCCUCCGCCAUCCAACGCCACCGCCUCGUCCUCAUCCCGCAAGCGCAAGCAGUCCCAGGACGAUCCAUCUCCGCCUGCCCCUUCGGACACCGCUCAACCCCGCAGAUCCAAGAGAGCUCGCCUUUCCAACCCUCCACACUCGCCCACAUCACCAGACGACCAUGCCUCGACCAGCAAGCCUAGGUCGUCCCGUAGAAAGAGUAACCAAGGUCCGCCAAACCUUCCUUCCAUCUCUCUUCAUCAUGCCUCUGACUCUGUCCUAGCUCCCACCUCUGCUCAACCUUCGUCCUCACGCAAGUCUUCAAAGAAGUCCUCACACAAGAAAGACGCUUCGUCCAGUCGCCCCGAGCCCGAACCACCACGCAUGCCCGUUGAGCAUCAUGACGACGAGGAUGAUUCCGAGCACAACGAUGAUGACGACCAGGGAAUAGACGAAGAUGACGAUGAAGAUGCUGCCGCCGCUGCCGCUGCUGCUCUAGGAUAUUCGGGAGGUGAACCAGGCGACGACCCUUUCUCUGGCGCCUUUCUUAGCCGCUCAGGCAUGCCUGCUGGACUCUCAAGCACCCUUCGCGCCCUCAGUGGUAUGAUGUCUGGCAUGACAACCCGUCUACGAGGUAUCCUGGAGAACCUCCGAGCAAAGGAGGACCCCUCGGUCCAAAUGGUCGCUCUCACUGAGCUCUCCGAAAUUUUGCUCGUGUCCAAUGAAGAUAAUCUUGCUGGCCACUUCUCCCCUGAUCAGUUCGUCAAGGAGUUGGUGGAGCUCAUGCAGCCGAACGACUUUACUGGUGAAGAGAACCCUGAGAUGAUGCUGUUGGCUUGCAGAUGUAUCGCAAACUUGAUGGAAGCCCUGCCCCAGGCAACCGCAAGUGUCGUGUACGGUGGCGCUGUCCCUGUUUUGUGCCAGAAGCUCCUCGAGAUCCAUUACAUUGACGUUGCCGAGCAAGCACUCAGCACCUUGGAGAAGAUUUCGAUCGAAUUUCCUGCCUCUAUCGUUCGUGAAGGUGGGCUGAACGCUUGCUUGACUUACCUCGAUUUCUUCGCAACAAGCACCCAAAGAAGCGCCGUUACUACUGCCGCAAACUGCUGCAGAAACCUCUCUGAAGACUCGUUCCCUACCGUACGCGAUGUCAUGCCUAUCCUUCUCAACGUCCUGUCGAGUAGUGAUCAGCGGGUUGUCGAACAAGGCUCGCUCUGUGUUUCUAGGAUCGUAGAGAGCUUCAGAUAUCGCGAGUCCAAGCUCGAAGAACUGGUCAGUCCCGAACUGCUGAAGGCUGUUCUCAGACUACUCUUACCUGGCACAACCACGAUGAUUGGACCCAGCAUCCAUACCCAAUUCCUGCGCGUUCUGUCCAUCACCGCAAGAGCAAGUCCGCGACUGGCGGUUGAAUUGCUGCGUAUGGAUGUUGUUGAUACUCUCUACCAAAUCCUCACCGGAGUCUCGCCCCCAGCAAGCAACGACGAUGCUGCUGUCAAGAUUGAUAAGAACAUCAUUAUGCAAGCUCUCAUCCGCACGCCACGCGACCAGAUCUUCGAGACUCUGAACGUUGUCUGCGAGAUCCUUCCUAGUGUUUCGCCAGAUAAUCUCAUGUUCAUCAACGACCUCACUGACGCUGGUAAUUCUGGUUCGGGCAACGUCUCAAUCGGCACUCGUGCUCGUAACUCGCCUAAUGACAACCGCUUGGAGCUCUUGCAAGGGUGUCAGCCUGAGGUUCGACGCUUUGCAGUGAUCCUAUUCCCAACUUUGAUGCACGCAUACACCAGUACUGUCAACCUUAGCGUCAGGCAGAAGGUGCUCACUGCACAGCUGAAGAUGCUUUCUAAUCUCGACACUGAUGUACUCAAGGUUGCCCUCUCCGGCGUGGCUUACGCAUCACAUCUUGCAUCGAUCCUAACACAAGAAGAGAACCCAAUGCUUGUCACAUUUGCAUUGCAAAUCGCCGAACUUCUUCUCAGGCGUCUGGAGUCUACAUACAGACCUCAAUUCUACCGUGAAGGUGUUAUGGCUGAAAUUAGCAAGCUUGCACAGCGCGAACUCACUCCCAGCAACACCACUGAGGCAGAUACCACCUCAGCGCCGCCUGCUGAUGCACCUUCUCUCUCCGCAGACCUCCCUGUGAGACCCGAGCAUGGUGAAGACGAGGAUGGAGAGCCCAGCGAACUUGAUUAUCCUGAUGAAGGGUCUGCUGGAGAACACGAUGAUGAUGAUGAUGGUGACCAUGACGACGACGAUGAUGAUUUGGGAUCUGACUCUGGAGCACCAAACCUGCAUACACCUCCUACUGCCAGCGUUCGGGACAUUAUCACGUCCCGAGCCCGCAAGUUUGUCGAGGCCUACCAGACCGAUGGUGGACUCGGUGAAGCUUCGAGAGCAUUGUCGGAGCUCAAGCAGCUCGCUCAGGACCUUCGCGAGUGCUACACUACAAACAAAUUAUCCGAUGGUCCCGCACUAUUCCAACGCUUAGCCAAGCACUUCUAUGGCGACUCUCUCGAGACCAUCACGAGCUACGAGUUGCUUACCUCUGAUAUCGUCUCAACCCUUCUCGAGAUCUUCAAGUCUUCAGACAUCCACACAAGCCGUGCUGCCAGGUCGGCUUUUUUGGAUGCGUUCAUGUCACAAAGAAGUCAGGCCACAGCUGCGGUCAGCGACACAGCUUCCCCAGCCACUGCUUUCAGUUCUUUGGUCCACAAACUACAAGACCUGCUCAGCCGUACGGAGCACUUUGAGGUAAUCACUGUUCACCAGAACGCCUCUGAUAGCAGUAGAAGUGGCGCAGCAUCUAUGCUUGCCAAGCAGCUGCGCAUCAAGCUAUCAGCAGACGAUGACUCUGGCAUUCCUCGUCCUUACAGAAACAUCAUGGUCUCGAUUCAUGCCAUCGCGACGUUCAGAGCUCUUGAUGAUUAUCUCCGCCCACGAAUCAGUCUCGCAGAGAGAGCUGUACGCAGCCGUGACGCACUGACUAACAGCCUCGCCGAAGCAGUUACUCGCCAGGAUGGAAGUGCUACAGAAGGCGCUUCGACUCCCCCUGCAAACAAGCGUGCCCAUACAAGAGCAUCGAAAUCUGACACUACCCCUCAGAACAGCGGUGAUGCAACUAGCCGUCUGCGUAGAUCAUCUCGUAAGGUCUCACAGAAGGACUCUGAUGCGGCCGAAGACGACCAACACCAGCUUGAAUGCGUCGAUGAAGCUGCUCUCUCCGACGAAGACGAGGAGGAUGAAGAGGACCUUGACGCCAUCAUUGACGACCUCGACGACGAAGAUCAAGACAUGGACGAUGCCGACCAGGACACUUCGGCAGUAAAUCUGGAAGUUGCUAACAGCGGUAAAGUGACUGCUCACAAGGAGGAUGGCACUCGCAUCAGCACUCCGCUGCAAGGAUCACAGCAGUCUGCGACCUCUCGCACUUCUGCUUCUGCGAGACUUGCCGCGGCUCGGGAACUACUCUCUACGCCUACCUCCCAGAGACCUGCUGCCAAAACUCCUUCACUCCAGCCUGUCUCUCAGGAUUGGCACAUUGAAUUCAGCGUUGAUGGUCAGCCCUUGUCAAAUGACACUACAAUCUACCGCGCUGUUCACUUCAACCAGACCAAUCCUGAUGAGGUUUCGGGCCGCAACAUCUGGUCAACACUGCACAAGAUAUCUUUCAGACGUGCUCCCGGGCCCCCUCCUGCAGAAUCUAGCACACUGCAUUCUUCCUCCGACGCAUCUGCAGCAUCAACUUCUGAGCUGCCACCUUCGCUUAGUCAGCAUCCUGCUACCGCCGCCAUUCUUCGUUUGAUGAGCACUCUGCAUGACAUGAACGCCAAUUUGGAGGAUAUCAUCGCCGAAGAACAAAGCAAUGACACACAGAUGAGCUCAGAGCCGUUGGCCCAGUUCGUCAACACCAAGUUGACCGCCAAGCUCAACCGCCAACUUGAAGAGCCUCUCAUCGUUGCCAGCAACUGCCUUCCCACUUGGAGUGAGGACCUUGCUCGCCUGUAUCCCUUCCUAUUCCCAUUCGAAACCAGACAUUUCUUCCUCCAGUCGACCUCUUUUGGCUACUCAAGAUCUAUGACUAGAUGGCAGAAUGCCCAAUCAGAGAAUGAGUCCAGGCGCCAUCGUGAUGAACGGCCUUUCUUGGGUCGUCUACAGAGACAGAAGGUUCGCAUCUCUCGCAGUAGAAUUCUAGAAUCUGCCAUUAAGGUUAUGGAGCUUUAUGGUUCAUCUCCAAGCAUCCUUGAGGUCGAAUACUUUGAGGAGGUCGGAACCGGCCUCGGUCCAACUCUUGAGUUCUAUUCGACAGUGUCCAGGGAGUUCUCCAAGAAGAAGAUCAAGCUCUGGCGUGAGAAUGAGUCGAUUGCUGGUGAUGACUACGCUUUCGGCAUGCGCGGCUUGUUCCCUGCACCGAUGAGCGAGGAGCAGUCGAAGGAUGACCAUGGAAAGAAAGUGCUGCACUUAUUCAAGAUGCUGGGCAAGUUCGUUGCACGUUCCAUGCUCGACUCGCGCAUCAUCGAUGUCUCCUUCAACCCCACCUUCUUCCGCAUUGGCGCUGGCAACUCUACAAUCAAGCCGUCCCUCGGUGCUGUUGCUUCUGUGGACAAGGACCUUGCCAACUCCUUGAAGCCACUCGUACGUUGUGCUAGGGCAAAGCAGGAAAUCCAAGACGAUGCAGGACUUUCCUCAGAACAGAAGACCCAAGCUAUCGAAGACAUCAGGAUCAAGGAUGCAUCAAUUGAGGAUCUUGGCCUUGACUUCACACUGCCUGGCUACCCCACCAUCGAGCUACAACCUAACGGUGCUGAAAUCGAUGUAACCAUUGACAAUGUUGAGCAGUAUGUCGAGAAGGUCAUUGACUUUACUCUCGGUCAAGGAGUACAAAGACAAGUCGAUGCGUUCUGCGCUGGCUUCUCACAGGUCUUCCCGUACUCGGCUCUCAAGGCGUUCACGCCUGAUGAGCUGGUGAUGCUGUUUGGCCGUGCAGAGGAGGACUGGUCCCUUGAGACACUUAUGGAUUCGAUCAAGGCAGAUCACGGCUUCAAUCUCGACAGCGCAAGCGUCAAGAACCUUCUGCAGACCAUGUCAGAGUUUACUCUGCCCGAAAGACGCGACUUCCUGCAGUUCGUCACUGGUAGUCCUAAGCUCCCUAUUGGAGCAGGAUUCAAAUCAUUGACUCCUAUGUUCACUGUGGUGUGCAAGCCCAAUGAGCCUCCAUUGAUGCCUGAUGACUACCUGCCCAGUGUCAUGACAUGCGUCAACUACUUGAAGAUGCCUAACUACACCUCUCAAGAAAUGCUGAGAGCCAAAUUGAGUGUUGCGAUCAAGGAAGGACAAGGAGCUUUCCAUUUGUCGUAA